This is a messenger RNA of Lethenteron reissneri (Far Eastern brook lamprey), 880 nucleotides long. It is a transcript of the gene GOLGA7, whose product is annotated as golgin A7. Gene Ontology annotation, biological process: peptidyl-L-cysteine S-palmitoylation; protein targeting to membrane. The record is from RefSeq and is a predicted model, not a curated record. NCBI's taxonomy places the organism in Eukaryota, Metazoa, Chordata, Hyperoartia, Petromyzontiformes, Petromyzontidae. Gene Ontology annotation, cellular component: palmitoyltransferase complex.
UUGUGAGGGAACGUCUCCCCGUCAAGAGCCGACGUCAUCGCGCCGGUGGUGAUGACGUCACCGGACGGGGGACGGCCGUGUCAUGGCGGAGGCACACAGUUUGGAUGACCUUUCGCGCCAGGCCUUCCUUCUCACCAAAGUGUACGUGCAGCGCGACUACUCGGAGGGAACCUCCUGCCGAUUCCAGAUCAAGUUCCUGCCUGAGCUGGAGCCCCGGAUCGAGAAGAACCUGUUUGAGGACACCGUGCGGACCUUCAACAAGCUCUACACGGAGGCAGAGAAGAUUGGAGCGCACUCGUAUGUGGAGAGCUGCCUGGGCUGCCUCACGGGAUACACUCUCUUCAUGUGCAUGGAGACGCGCUACGAGAAGGUGCUCAGGAAGAUCUCCAAGUACGUGCAAGAGCAGAACGAGAAGAUCUACGCGCCACGCGGCCUGCUCAUCACUGACCCCAUCGAGAGAGGCCUCCGCGUGAUUGAGAUAUCGAUCUAUGAAGACAAAGGCAGCAGUGGCGGCAGCCGAUAAAGCGGUCCGGUCUCCAGAGACACUGAUGGACAGAGCCGCUCCUCCCGUAAAGGCCGUUUACAUGCGGAAUACAUCAACACAGCCGCAUUCUGUAUUUGUAAGGUAUCACUACGGGUGUUGUGUCAGCAUGGUCUUAGUAGAGAAACGCUUGCUAAAUAUUUACCCAGUGCUCACUGCAUCAGCUUUUUAGUUUGUCAGUCAUUUUUACGGAAUCAUUAGUGACAUUUUAUAUGUAUAAUUGUCAUGACCAAGUAUUGCGAAGUUGUGCUGUUGCCAGUCACCCUGUGCACGCGUCAAGACUCGGUAACGGUUCGCCUGUGUACACACGCAACACUUUGUACAGUGUGCGCAUUGUAA